UUAACUGACUAUGAUGAACAUAAUCGAUUAAAAGUUUUUUAAUUAAAAAGAACGCAAAUUUCAUAAAAUGUUGUAAAAGUGAUGGUGGAAGAAUUUUUUAAGCUUCCAAAGCUCAAACUUUGUAUUUAAUUAUAUAAAACAUAAGUUAUUAUUUUCCAUUAUUUAUUCUUAAAAAUUAAAAAAAAGAUAGGAGAUGGAGACGCUUCGGCCGAAACUUGUGAUAAUUGCAUGUGGAUCUUAUAGUCCAAUAACUCCCAUGCAUUUGAGAAUGUUCGAAAUUGCGAAAGAUUAUUUUGAAAGGACUGGUUUGUAUGAAGUUAUAGGUGGAAUUAUUUCACCUACUCACGAUGAUUAUGGAAAAGUUGGGCUUGUGCCUGCAGUACAUCGUUGCACGAUGAUUAAACUCGCAACGAGGUCCUCUAGUUGGAUUCGUCUUUCGGAUUGGGAAAUACAACAAAGCCAGUGGUCAAGAACUAGACAAGUUUUACAGUAUCAUAAGAAUUUUAUGAAUAAUUUUAUUAAAAGUCCAAAUUCUCAUAAUGAAGCUGAUUUACCGGAAUGGUUGCCAAAAAAGUUGAGUGAAUGUAAACAUGGAGUUCAUUUGAAACUGUUAUGUGGUGCGGAUUUACUUGAGUCAUUUAAUGUACCCAAUUUAUGGAAAGAUGAAGAUAUUGAAGAAAUUGUAGGAAAUUAUGGACUGAUAGUUGUUUCAAGAAGUGGCUCAAAUCCAGAACGUUUUAUUUUUGAUUCCGAUUUGCUGUCAAAAUUAAAAUUUAAUAUAUCAUUAAUAACAAAUUGGGUGCCAAACGAAAUUAGUUCCUCAGUAAUUAGAAGACUAAUUUCGAGAGGUGAAUCUGUUAAAUAUUUAAUUGACGACGCCGUAAUAGAAUAUAUAAAUCGCAAUGGUUUGUUUAAAACGGCAAAUACAAAAACUUCAAAGCUUACAAUAUUGGAUAAAAUAAAUUGGGAAACAGAACGAGAAAAGAAUAAAAAACAGGAAUAUAACAUUAUUAGGAAUCAAAAAUAUCCUCAAAGAAGUAAUUUAUGUGUUAAAUUAUCAGAAAUGAUGUUUUAAUAGAGGAAAGCAUGGAACGGACAAUAAAAAAAUAAAAAUUUAUGAUAUUUAAUUUCAUUACAGAAUACCCAUAAAAAAUAAAAAUGAAAUAUAUUAAAGGAUAAAAUUAAAAAAAAGAAUGCAAAUUAAUUUUACAAAAUGUUGUAUGUACAUUUAAUCUGUAUUAUUAUAAAUGUAUAAAAAAAGGUGUGAUAUUAUUAAAAGCAGUUUUAGUAGAUAAAAUUUAUAUUUUUUAUGAAAUUAUAAAUUUUAUUUAAAUAUGUUAAAAUUUGUGAUUGUGUAAAAAUUGAUUGUUCCUAAAGUAAUGGGCAAAGUUUAUGUAGUAAUAUUUAUUAUUAGUAUUAUUAAAUGUAUGAUGAGAAAAGAAUAUAAUUCCAAAAAUUGCAUUAUGCAUUUUUUUCAGAAGCAAAUAAUAUGCACCUGCAAUUUGAAAUAAAAAAAAAUAUUUAAUGUAUU
Molecule: messenger RNA, 1531 nt
Organism: Condylostylus longicornis
Lineage: Eukaryota; Metazoa; Arthropoda; Insecta; Diptera; Dolichopodidae
Gene: Nmnat
Product: nicotinamide/nicotinic acid mononucleotide adenylyltransferase 1
Exons: 6
Coding region: 194-1075 (293 amino acids)
Biological process (GO): NAD+ biosynthetic process
Molecular function (GO): nicotinate-nucleotide adenylyltransferase activity; nicotinamide-nucleotide adenylyltransferase activity
Source: RefSeq, a predicted model, not a curated record